This is a messenger RNA of Patiria miniata (bat star), 2610 nucleotides long. RefSeq lists its product as uncharacterized. The transcript has a single exon. Bases 991 to 1965 code for a protein of 324 amino acids. The record is from RefSeq and is a predicted model, not a curated record. Lineage: Eukaryota; Metazoa; Echinodermata; Asteroidea; Valvatida; Asterinidae.
CUGGGUUCGUCCGGUGGGUCGGCUGGUGAAAGGGGAAUAGCGAAAUGCACUGAUUGGAGAGAGAAAAAAAAUAUGGCUGACGUGAUAUGGAGGCACUAUCUGCUUGUAUGUGGGAGUGCUGAUGAUUGUCCCUUCGUUUGCUGACGAGAAGAUGAAGCAGAUUUUCCGGCUGUUUCUGCCGACGCAGAUAUUUAUGCAAAUAACUCGGAGUCUGUGAACAUCAACCACAAUGUUGUCCAGGUAACGGCUUGUUUUUUUAUAUUUUGAGAAUUGAAAGUCCUACAGAACGAAGGCUUGUUUGCCAAACAACGUGUGACUCUCCUAUAAUCUCGCACGUAUUUCAUGUUUAAUAUUCCAAUCGAUUUGGUUAUUGUCUCACACGCGGUGUUGAUCUGGACUGGUUUACAUUGAGGCCGUGUGUGGAAGUAUUUAGCAGUCGUUUGAAUGCUGAAAACGCAGACUGGAUAUCGCUAUCGAAAUAUUGAUCUGUGAAUAGAAAGCGGUGUCAUGCUGUUAACUGCGCAAUAUUCGUAAUGGCAUGACACUUUGCAUCCGAGAAUACCUAACACUUUCAAGCUGGCCUCUGAUUCGGUAAAAAGACGGUGACCUUCCGUGACCUGUGUGACGUCAUUCAGCGCUGAUUUAUUUUCUUGAAGGCCUACGUGCUUCCAAGGUAACAUUCCACUUGUGUGAUGUGUGUAGCACCGCAUCAACAUUGCCAUGGUGAAGUAUUUCGAAGAGUGAACCUACCCAACCACUUCCAUGCACUCAGAGAACCGCGGCUUGUAAGGAUUUAAGAGCCUCACAGAGAAAAGACAAAAGAAUCAACGAUUAUAGGAGAGAGGCCCUCGACCGUUUGCGGACCGUUCAACCGGCGACAUGUCGCCUCUUCCGCCCUCGGAAAGUUUGAUUGAUUGAAUCGACGCCAUCUGUUGCCGUGUACCUUUGCACCUUCGCGCACACAACAAAGAAGAAAGAAAAAACGUCAGCAUGUCUGAUUCCAGAGAUAGAGAUGGGAAGGGGGUCAGAAGUAGCGGUAGCAGCAGUAGAAGCAAAACACCGUCACGCUCGGACGUCAUGGAGAAAACACUGGGCGAGUUACGGGGCAAGGUGACUGAAGUCACUGAUGAGUCUUUCAAUAAGGCAUGGGACCGCGUGUAUGGGAAUAAGGAGUACCGACCCUCAUGGGUGGGGAAGAUCACUGACGGAGGACGGCAGCAUGGGGGACGCGGACUACCCCCGCCCAAGGCUCUCUACGUGCCCGGUGUGGGGCAACGACCGGAGCCUGCUGCAACCCACGGUGCGUCCAAACCCACCGACGACCAGUCACUCAAGAAGAUCGACGAAGAACCAACACCCAAGCCAACAUCAAAGCCUAAGAAAUCUGACGAGAUUAAGUCGAAGCAGUACGCCGGUAUUCCAGAGCAAUUCCGGGCUAAACACGUGCCCAGCCCGUUGAAAAUUGGCGGCAAAGUCGUGCCUCAAGAGCAAGAGUUAGACACGUGGAAGGAUGCCAUCGCUUCGGAUGAGGUCAGCAGCGACGGUAAGCCUGUCUUCAACAAAGUGGUCAAGCAGACCAACAUCACGGGAUGGAUGGAUCAUAAUAACUACUGGGAGCAAAAGACUACCAGUCUCACCUCCAACCCUCCGCCGGCAAGAAGACGACAGAAGCCCCGCAUACAACACCACAUCGUCACGGCCAACUACGACAUGGUCGGCAAGUACGAGAACAAGGUCCGCCGGCAGGACUUGAAGAUCGGCGCCGUACAGCUGCCGGCCGAGAAGGAGCUUAAGAGCUGGGGAGAUGAUCUGGAAAUCCCUGACGACUUGGGGACUGCGGACUACAGUCUGGAGGACGCCACGGAUCUGGAGCCCGCCAGCUCGCCUCGACGGCAGAAGUGGAACGCUGUGCUGAAACACUCAAAUGUGCCUGGGUUCUUCACCCAUAACAACUACUGGAAAUGAACCAAGGUUUGCCGUGCAAAUCGCCACUUUAACUUUUGUUGACAAGUUACGAAAUGGUGCCUACGCAAACUUGACUCACUACGAAAAUUGGCAUAAAAAUGCAUCCUCGCAUGCAAAUUCAUUGCAAACGAAAGAUUUCGGCCUCUGCAACAUUAUCAACGACCUAGAGUGUAGCUGUUAGUGAUUAAAGAUGGCUGAAUCGUUUGAAUAUGAUUUGACCCUUGACAUGCUUAAUUUACAUACAUAGCGCCCUCUGUUCACGUCUUCUCAAAAUCUUUAAAUGAAAUUAGAUAAGUCGUAUUAUCUAUUUGCCGCUGUAAAAUGCGUUUUUAAAACCUGUUAUGUUUAAAUGACGAAAAAUACAUGAAUGAACGACAUAACAUCGAUUGGUGGCAGCAUAGGGCUACAAACCAAUCCAUUGACGACGUCUUUCUGCGCAUGCGCUCAGCUGCUUAAGCGCAAACACAACAAUGAAUGGCCGUUUCGUCCCAGACCCAGGGCGAGUAUAAGCACAUUGUAAUCUUGCUGCAGGGCAACUUGCUUGAUUAUGUCGUCUUGGUGCCAACAGGGGGCGCUUUGUAAUAUAAAUGUAUUUACUUUCGCUAUGUACAUAAUACAUUGUAAGACUAAUUUUAAUAUGCAGGU